AUGUUCGCACUCAGGAGCUUGAGCAAGAAGCUCUUUGGCACAGAUACAAAGCUAGAGAUAUGUACCAUUGCAGCGGGCCAGCUCUAUCUCGUCAGACCCGGCGGUAUCAAGGGCUUUACAGAAUGCAUCUUUAAGGAUGCGCAAGCAACAAUCAGGCGCACCAACACGCCCUAUCACUACCAGCUCGUGAUUGAGCGCGCGUUUGAGGAGGGCGAGGAAGAUCUUGAAGAGGAUGGACUAGGCGACGACGACCGCGACCUCAAAUCAUACCUACUCGAUGAGAGUAUUCGAUUCUGUACGAGUGAUAAGGACGGCUGUACAAUAUUCCAAUGGCGCGACGUCGAUGGGGAUAUGGGCGACUCAUAUACGUUUGUCUGUGAUCCCUCAACCAAACCAGAAGAAGCGGCUACCUUUGAACUGGUCGCUGUGCAGUGUCUAUACGAGCGCAAGUACCGCAAAUCAUACGAGGAAGCGACUGAGGAAGAGUUGGAAGAAUUCCGCCUUGACUCCGUAGCCAGCCCAGUCACAUCACUGCCUACGUCGCCAGGAGAGACCAAACAGACAUUUCGGACGCUCGAGACCUCGCCGUCCAAGAACAAGCAGCUCGCCUCAACACCAGCUGCAGUGAGUGCACCUUCAAAUGCAACUGAGGAACUCGUAACUGUGCAAGCAGAGCUGCAUCUAUUUGAUGCUUCAGCUGCAGUCUUUGUCCUUCAGCAUGAACUCGUCACGGCAACAGUCUCUGAAACUGGCAAGUGGGAGUAUUGGCUCAGUAUUCGGGAUGCACUCGAAGCGGAAGGCAAGCUCUGGCUCGGUCAACCCAUGGAGGCCGAAAUGAAUCCUGUCUUCAACUACGAGCAGCUUUGCUUCAUUUGGAAUUACUACGACGAUGACUCCAAUGCCUUUUCGUGGCUGCUCAAAUUUAAAGAUGCCAAGGAGCUCGAGAAAUUUCAGGAGGGAGUGAUGCGUGCACUAUGGGAGCAUCUCAAUGAACUCCGAUGGGGAAAGCAAAAAGAUGACGAACGGGCUUACUUGAUGUCUCUGCAAGAGGAAGAUGAGGAGAUGGAGCAGUUCGAGGAAGAAGAGGAAGCUGGGGAGUCCGAGGACGAGCAAGACGCGCCUGUACCGGCAUAUUAUGACGAAGAUGAGGAAGAAGAUGAAGUUCCCGAAAUGACGGGACAAGGGGAAAAUUCACAACUGGCUGUCGGAUACAAGCAUGAUCGCUCGUUCGUUGUUCGCGGCGACAAGAUUGGCGUCUUUCGGCAUACUGAUGACAAUAAGCUUGAGUUUGCGACCAGCAUCAACAAGGUCCAAAAGCUCAAGGGUGCCAAGUUCAAUCCUAGCAAGGUGAUGCUGCACAAUGAAGACACCAACAUGAUCUUGCAAGACCCGAAUGACUCUCAGCACCUGUUCAAGAUGGAUCUCGAGUACGGCAAGGUUGUCGAGGAGUGGAAAGUACAUGAUGACGUUCCUCUACACACAUUUACUGCUGCAUUCAAAUACGCCGGCAUGACGAGUGAACAGACUCUUGUUGGUCUUUCAAAGACUGGCCUGUACCGAAUUGAUCCGCGUCUCGCCGGCACAAAGCUUGUUGACUCUGAAUACAAGCAGUACAAGUCGGCCAACGACUUUUCUGCAGCUGCAACCACUGAAGCUGGCCACAUUGCGGUCGCUUCAGCCAAAGGUGAUAUUCGCUUGUACGACAGACUCGGCAUCAAUGCGAAGACUGCUUUGCCACCCAUGUCUGCGCCAAUCAUUGGCAUGGAUGUCUCUGCUGAUGGGAAAUGGGUCUUGGCAACGACCAAGACGUACAUUCUGCUGAUUGACACGACGAUUCAAGAAGGAAAGAAUGCCGGCAGCUCGGGCUUCACAAAGUCCUUUGGUAAGGAUAGCAAGCCUCGGCCGCGCAUCUUGCAACUUGAGCCUGAGCACGUUGCCAUGAUGCAAGGCAAGCUUUCAUUUACGCCUGCCAAAUUCAACGCUGGUGUUGAUACAAAGGAAACAUCCAUCGUCACUUCCACAGGUCCCUUUGUCAUUUCAUGGACACUCAACCAGGUCGUCAACAAGAGUCAAGCGCACAAGUACCGCAUUCGCAAAUAUGCCGAAGAAGUCAAGGCCGACAACUUCAAAUUUGGCAGUGACAAGAAUGUCAUUGUUGCGCUGCCCAAUGAUGUGAGCAUGGUUAGCCGGCGAUCAUUGAAGAACCCAACAAGGGAAUCAUUAAGUACACCAGUACGCCAGCUCAGAUCACGUUCCAGUAUUGUCAAUUCUCCGUACUGA
Molecule: messenger RNA, 2280 nt
Organism: Protomyces lactucae-debilis
Lineage: Eukaryota; Fungi; Ascomycota; Taphrinomycetes; Taphrinales; Protomycetaceae
Product: VID27 cytoplasmic protein-domain-containing protein
Exons: 2
Coding region: 1-2280 (759 amino acids)
Cellular component (GO): cytoplasm; nucleus
Source: RefSeq, a predicted model, not a curated record